Emys orbicularis (European pond turtle) is the source of this 726-nucleotide messenger RNA. RefSeq names its product quinoid dihydropteridine reductase (gene QDPR). Gene Ontology annotation, cellular component: cytoplasm. Gene Ontology annotation, molecular function: NADH binding; 6,7-dihydropteridine reductase activity; NADPH binding. The record is from RefSeq and is a predicted model, not a curated record. Bases 1 to 726 code for a protein of 241 amino acids. Gene Ontology annotation, biological process: tetrahydrobiopterin biosynthetic process; L-phenylalanine catabolic process. The transcript has 7 exons. NCBI's taxonomy places the organism in Eukaryota, Metazoa, Chordata, Testudines, Emydidae.
AUGGCAGCGGCAGCAGAGGCGCACAGGGUGCUGGUGUAUGGAGGCAGAGGGGCCCUGGGAGCCAAAUGCGUGCAGUAUUUCAGAGCCAAGCACUGGUGGGUUGCCAGCAUUGACCUAGCAGAAAAUGAAGAAGCUAAUGCCAGUGUUGUUGUGAAAAUGACCGACUCCUUCACUGAGCAAGCAGAUCAGGUGACAGCAGAUGUUGGAAAACUUCUGGGUGAACAGAAGGUGGAUGCUAUCCUGUGUGUAGCUGGAGGAUGGGCAGGUGGCAGUGCAAAAGCUAAAUCUUUAUAUAAAAAUUCUGACCUGAUGUGGAAACAGAGUGUUUGGACGUCAACUAUUUCCAGUCACUUAGCCACAAAACAUCUGAAAGAAGGAGGCUUGUUGACUCUGACUGGAGCAAAAGCUGCUUUGGCUGGAACUCCAGGGAUGGUUGGGUAUGGCAUGGCAAAAGGAGCAGUACAUCAGCUUUGUCAGAGUCUAGCUGGUGCAAACAGUGGCUUGCCAUCUGGGUCUGCUGCUCUUGCUGUUCUACCGGUUACCUUGGAUACACCAAUGAACAGGAAAUCAAUGCCUGAUGCAGAUUUCAGCUCCUGGACACCCCUAGAAUUCCUUGCUGAAACCUUUUAUGACUGGAUCACUGGGAAGAACAGACCAAGCUCAGGAAGCCUAAUCCAGGUGGUAACCACAGGAGGGAAGACAGAACUAGCUGCUGCACAUCUUUGA